Messenger RNA from Owenia fusiformis, 609 nucleotides. Lineage: Eukaryota; Metazoa; Annelida; Polychaeta; Sabellida; Oweniidae. The record is from the annotation of a GenBank genome assembly.
CUUGCUUCUUUCCUUCCUCGCUUCCUACCUUCCUUUCUUCCUCGCCUCUUCUUUUCUUGCUUCCUUCCUUCUUUGCUUCCUUCCUUCCUCGCAUCUUUCCUUCCUCGCUUGCUUCCCACCUUGCUUCCUUCCUUCCUCGCUUCAUUCCUUCCUUGUUUCCUCGCCUCUCUCUUUCAUCGCUUCCUUCCUUCCGUCCUUCUUCCUCACUUCCUUUCUUCCUUCCUUCCUUGCUUCAUUCCUUCCUUCCAUGCUUCCUCGCUUGCUUUUUUCCUUGCUUCCUCGCUUCCUUCCUUCCUCACAUCCCUCCUUCAUUCCUUGCUUCCUUCCUUCCUCGCUUCAUUUUUUCCUCCUUCCUUGCAUCCUCGAUUCCUUCGUUUUUUUCCUCGCGUCCUUCCUUUUUUGCUUCAUUCCUUCCUUGCUUCCUCGCUUCCUCCCUCGCUUCCUUAUCUCCUCCUUCCUUGCUUUCUUCUUUCCUUGCUUCCUCGAUUCCUUCCUUCCUCACUUGCAUCCUCUCUUCCUUGCUUCCUCCCUUCCUCACUUCCUUCUUUUCUCCUUCCUUGCUUCCUCGUUUCCUUCAUUCUUUCCUCGCGUUGUUCUUUUGUCGCUUCA